Messenger RNA from Antechinus flavipes (yellow-footed antechinus), 1872 nucleotides. RefSeq names its product coiled-coil domain containing 63 (gene CCDC63). Lineage: Eukaryota; Metazoa; Chordata; Mammalia; Dasyuromorphia; Dasyuridae. Gene Ontology annotation, cellular component: axoneme. The record is from RefSeq and is a predicted model, not a curated record. The transcript has 11 exons. Gene Ontology annotation, biological process: outer dynein arm assembly; cilium movement. Bases 181 to 1872 code for a protein of 563 amino acids.
UUAUGAGCUAAUCAGGAUCUGAAGAAGGAAGAGUGGCCAAGAACGAAAAACUCUAGACCUGGACCUCAGCAGGCUUCUAACUGCUGACCUUUCUUCCAUUCUCUUCCAUUGCUGAGAAGAAUUGGUUGGCUUUCUCUAGUCAACAUUCUCAGUGCAGACAAAAAGUGAGAAAUCUUCAAAAUGUCCCAGCCAGCGGGGAAGGGUCAUUCGUUUGCUUCUCCCAAGUCAAAACAAUACUCGAGGGACUACAGUGGAAACCAAGACAUAAUAGAAAAAGAAAACCAGAAGAUGGCUGAAGCGCAAUUACGGACACUCCAGCAACAGUUCAGGAGAAUGGUGGAGCAACGGAAGUCUUUUAGUGCUAAGUCUCAGCAGCAGAUAAUGAGCCAGUGUAAAGAGAUAAAUGUCUUGCAAGAGGAGCAAGAUGAGAUCACUCUGCUUUUGAAUCUUGUAAGAUCACCCAAGAACUUGAAGCUGGAUGAUAAAAAUUAUACUGAACUCAAAUUUUUGCUACAAACCAAGGACGAAUAUGAUGCUUUAAUCAAGGCAAUGAAAUCCCUAUUAGGAGAACUGGAUGAGAAGAUAAUGGACAUAGAAAACAAAAUCUUGGAACAAAAACGGAUCUGGAUGAGAAAACAGGAAACCCAAAGCCCCCGAAAGUUACAAAAGCAAAUUUCUCUGCUGGAGACCCAUUUAAAUCUGGUCACUGUCCACUUUGACAAAAUGCUAACCACCAAUUCCAAGUACCGGCAUGCCAUAGAGGAUCUGCGGUUUGAGAAGGCAGCAUAUGAUCAUGUCUAUCAGCGGCUCCAUCGUCGGCUUAUCACGCAGAAGAAAACGAUGAAUGUAGCCAUUGAGCAGUCUACACAAGCUUACAACCAGCGGCAAGAAGCAUUGGCUCGAAUAGAAGCCAUGAAGGAACGACGGGAAAAAGACACCUUCCAGUACAAAUUGGAGUUUAGGGAGCUGGAACGCAUUUAUGAUCAUGAAGCAAAGCUGAAGUCCUUCUUAUUCAUCAAACUUAUGGACCGAAGUGAAUUUGAAGAAAAGGCCAGAAAGGAAGAAGCUCUCAAGGCCAGCAAGCCCAAAAAGAAGCUUAAGGAGGAGAGCUUCCAGAGCUACGAGGUAGCCCACAUGCGCCUGCUCAAGCUGUCCGAGCACGGGAAUCUGGAACAGUUGGUGAGAGACUACCUGGCAGAGGAGGAGAAGAACUUUGCUCGAUUCAACUACGUCACAGAACUGAACAAUGAAAUGGAGAUGCUGCAAAAGAAAAUCCAGAAUAUCCAGGAUGAGAUUUCCCUGAUGAAAUCUAAGCAGCAAGUUUCUGAUAAUGAAGGUCAACAGACUGUAAAGGAAUUGGAGGCAAAACUGAAAAAGACUGAAGAAGAUGCCGACCGAAUUGAGAACACCAACAAAGAGAUUAACAAGACUCUUGACCAGCUCAAAUCUUCUGUGGAGUUACUGUUCAAAAAGAUCAACUGUGAUAGUACCAAGAUUAUGGAACACUUAGGGGAAACAGGGUCUAUCACAGACAUUAAUUUGAUACAGUACUUUGGGAUCAUUGAGCAGAAAACAAAUGCUCUCCUAUUGUUGGAAUCCUGUAUUCGCUUACUGGAAAAAGAAAAGAAUCCAAAAGCCAAAGGUUUGGGAAACCCUUUCUGGGGUGGGGCACCACUCCUGAAGUUGGCAGAACCCCUCAAGGGCUUGAGCCCAUUAGUGAUGACUGAAGGCACAAGUGAAAAAUUGGAGGAAUCUGACCAACUUCUAGAUCACAGUGAUCUUCGUAAGAUGGUGGCAGAAAAUUACAAUUUCAAAGUUUUAUUGAAUGAAAAAGAUGAUAUCAAAGGCAGGAAGAAGACAUUGACUACAUAG